Molecule: messenger RNA, 1530 nt
Organism: Phytophthora sojae
Lineage: Eukaryota; Oomycota; Peronosporomycetes; Peronosporales; Peronosporaceae
Exons: 4
Coding region: 1-1530 (509 amino acids)
Source: RefSeq, a predicted model, not a curated record
AUGCGCGUCUACGCUCUCCUCAUGGCCGCGGCCGCUGUCGUGGCUCCCGCUCUGGCUGGCAGCAGCAACUACGCACUUGGUACAGUGCAGAUUGCAGUCGACUCCACGACCUCCAGCGCCGCUGGCUCGUCUUCUUCGUCGCUGCCCACCGUCGAGCUCGACUACACCACCGUCCAGGCCGACGGAGGCAACACCGCCGUCGGCUACUACAAGUACCAGAACAUCCGCUUCGCCAAGGUGCCGACUGGCGAGCUCCGCUUCGCGGCCCCCGAGUGGCCCGACUGCAAGACCUCUGAAGACUGUUUGUACCUGGACGUAUGGGCUCCUGCCAACGCUGCCGGACGCAACCUGCCAGUCCUCGUCUGGACCUACGGCGGCGGCUUCACGGGCGGCUUGAAGUCGGAGAACACGCCCGAGGGCAUCUUCGACCUUACUCAAGACUUCGUGUUCGUCGCGUACAACUACCGCGUGGGGAUCACUGGCCUCACUAAUGGCCCAACGUACCAGCACGAAGGUGGAGCGUUCGAGUGGGUGCAGAAGUACAUCAGCAAGUUCGGCGGCAAUCCGAACGACGUCACCGCCGCCGGUUUUUCCGCUGGUGCGUCCCAAGUCAUGUUCCAGUUGACGUGCUUCAGCGGCAACGCGCCUCAGCUCUUCCACAAGGUGUACAUCAUGUCCGCGGGUUACGUCCCUGGCGCCGGCCACCACCACGCGGAGCAGUUCUGGCAGAACGUGUCGUCCUCUUUGGGCUGCGAGGGUGGACACCUUGACUGCAUGCGCGUGGUCUCGUUCGACGACUUGGUCAACGCGUCCAACACCGUUGUGGACACGUACACGUACCAGAUGCAGCCGCGCGUGGACGGCUUCAUCCUUCCGGACACGUACGAGGCCAGUCUGUACCAGGGCCACUUCAACUUCUCUGGUCCGUGCGUCGUCUCCCACGAGCAGCAUGAGGCAAACUCUCACGCGUACUCCGGUGUUGAGACUCAAGAGGACGUCGCAACCUACCUGCGUAUCUUCUUCCCUGGCAUCUCGGACGAUGCUGUGGAGACGGCGCUGAAGCUGUACCCUGAGUGCGACUACGAGAGUGCUGGUCUUCGCUUCGCCGACAUGAAGCAGUCGUUCGACUUGACUGCGAAGAACUUGGCGCUGACGAAUGCCCUGAACAACCAGACCUGGAACGCCGAGGUCGCACUGGGAGAGACCACGCACGGCUACGACCAGAACUACUACUGGUACAGCACCGCGUCCACAACUGCGUCUUCCAUGAGUUCGGAGGAAGCUGCGAGUGUCGGUGCUGUUACGACGACGGUGAACGCGACGAUCGCCAUCAAGAUGCAGAAGUACCUCAUGUCCUUUGUGCUCACCGGCAACCCCAACACUAUGUGGACCGAGGACAAGAUCUACUGGCCGCUGUACAACGAAUCAAGCGUGGGCACGCAGAUCGUGUUCAACGACACAUUCACGGUCGCGGAUGAUGAUCUGGCCAACGCCAAGAGCCUGUUCUGGAACAAGACGUUGUGGUAUUAA